This is a messenger RNA of Hemicordylus capensis (graceful crag lizard), 7294 nucleotides long. Its product is annotated as zinc finger BED domain-containing protein 4-like. The transcript has 3 exons. Gene Ontology annotation, molecular function: protein dimerization activity; DNA binding. Lineage: Eukaryota; Metazoa; Chordata; Lepidosauria; Squamata; Cordylidae. Bases 2427 to 5039 code for a protein of 870 amino acids. The record is from RefSeq and is a predicted model, not a curated record.
UCCGUCGGGAGUCAAAGGGAGUCUCAUGCUUCCCUUCCUUGUCCUUCCGAAGAGGGAAACUGCUCAUAAAGGGCAUUUUAAAUCUCAGUCCAUACCAGGACUAUGACGUUGGAUUGAAACAUUUCCUCGCCCACACCCACCAGGGUAGCAUCUACUCGAGAGGUACAAAUGCAGCACUUUUCCCCUCAUGGAAGCAGUAUGAUGGGCUUUGCCUGUUGAAUUCCUGCCUGUCACCUAGUUCCUUCUGCUUCUAUCGUGAGAUGCAUUGGUGGCAGUGGCACACACUGUUUUCGACUUCAACAUCGGGCUGUUUCUAAUGCCUAGACUAAUAUUUGAGGGUGGGUGGCAGAAAACAGUCGUGAGCAUGCUCAGUCUCGCCUACCUUACAGGUGGACUGCAACAAGACAAUGCAAAACGUUUUGAACGACCCAAAGAGGACCUGAAACGAAUCACCCCUAUUUUGGAUCCGAAAUAUUUGUUGUUUCGGCCCUCCAUUUUGUGGCCGAUAAAGUGCCUGCCUUGCCUUCUUCUUCCCCCUCCAUUUUCAGAAUGUCUAUUUGGAUUUCCCGCCUUUUUGCCACCAUUGCUUUCUAUGCAAAAAUAGCUUCCCAUUCACUUAAUUGCAAAGGUCCGACCUGCAGAGGAAUGACCAUAUUUGGUGUUGAUUAGUAAAUAACACCCCCCCAUUGGCCAGGGGGAGGUGGAGGAAGGGUCAAGGGUGGGGGCAAUUUUUGGAGGGCUUUGCAGGAGGGUAUUUAAAGGGCCACCAGUAGCCAUUUUCUUUCUUUCUGCUGCCUUGUGUGGGAGAAGAGAGAGCUCUAUUGCCCUGCUUACUCAGCCUUGCCUCCAUUUUGCUGAGCAAUUCGUAUGGGUGCUAUUGUUCAGUGUUUACACCAUUGCUCUGCCUUGCCGGUUGCCUGCCUUUCCUGCUUGAUUUCAGCCUCUUUUUUUUUGAGAAAAAGAGAAGAGGAGGAAGAGGAGGAGGAAUUUUUUUUUUUUAAUACACAUCUGCCUUGCUGCAAGGCCAGCCUGCUGACUGUGCAGCCAUUCUCUCCUGCAUUUUCUGCCUUUUUAAAAAUUGAGCAAGAGAGAAUAUUGAUAGAAAAGGAGGGGGUUUUUUUUCUCCUUCUAAAUUUUUUUGCAACUUCUUCCUGCUGUGGAGAGAGAAAAUCAUUCAUCAUCAUCACUGCUGCCUCUGCCUGCCUGCCUGCCUGCACUUCCACUCCAGGCCCAGUGUGCCAUCCUCCUGUGACCAGACCCUCAGAGGUGAACUACAGAGACCCAGCAUUGGAGAAGCCUUCAACUGAGUGAGAGUGGCCCAGCCAUUUAUAUAUAUUACACACACACACCAUCACACACACACACACACGCACGUCACACAUGGCUUUCUAGUCUCCCUUGAAUUGUGUAUUUGGGGUUUAUUAUUUUAUCCCUGUUUGGAGGGAGGUUAAGGUUUUGGGGUUUAACUGUUCUCUGAAAGUUUUGUGAUAUUUGGAUAUUUUAAAUAGGGGUUCUUCAGUGUGUGUAGCCUUAGAGUCUAUAGGCUGGAUCCCCCUUAGCUAGGUAGUAGGUGGUGGUUCAACUGUAGAGUAGACUGGAAGCGUAGCCUAGUAGUGCUUUAAAUAAAUAAUUCUUUCCCCCCCUCCCAAGUAAUUUUUUUUAAAGAGAAAAGGAGCACUGUUCCAGUGCUUGCACUAGUAAAGGAUAGGAUAUUAUUCAGCUGUCUCAGCACUGACUCCCCCUAUCCUGAGUCCUGCGCAUAUUACACUUUUGUGUUGCUGCUUUUUCAAAAAUAUUGAAAGCGCCUAGCCUGCCCAGUGCCCACCCAGUCAUUUCUUUGCCCAUCAUUUGUGAAUUGAAACACACGUUGUUUGAUUGACUUGUGUGUAGGUAGGCCCACAAUUCAGGUACUUUUUCAUCUUCUGUGCCUGUGAUAUUGACAACAACAUCAUUGUUCCAGCAAUCCUAAUCUGUGUAAUUAGAUUUUGAUACAUUUGUAACUAACUUCCAUUCCAAGAAUCACAGACAGAGAAUAACUGUAAUUCCCUGUUACUCUUGGUGAGUGCACUGUGCCAGCCUUAAAGAACUCCUCCACAGUCACUGCACUGUCUGUGCGCAGCUGCGCCACAAGCUAAGUGGCAUUAUUUUAUUUCUUGUUCUGUGGCAGCCUGCUUCUGUUGUAUCACACACACCUAACUCCCAGUCCCUCUGGCUAAACUCUGUGUGAUACACAUUGCACGGCAACUUCUGAUUUAGCCAGCCACAGUAUUUGUGCCAACAAGCCUUAAGCAAGGAGGCACUCCAUUCCAGUCCACAAGUCAUCACAGCAGCCCCUGUUUUUGGCCCUCUGAGUCUACCUGCCCCCUGAGACCACCCCAUCCACUCCGCCCCCCCCCUUUUACGUUUUAAAAAGAAGCCCCAAAACGAUGGCUGGGAAGGCUGGUAGAGCAGCAGAAAGACGGAGGGUGCAAGGAAGGGGGAGGCUUUUCUUCCCUGCUGGUCGUGGCAGGGGGCGGCCAGAGGGGCUUACUCCCCGAGUCACCCCCGGCCCUGCUUCAGCGCGCAGGCAAACUGGCCCUAUGCCAGGGCCUGCGGCCGGGCAGAAUUUAGGGGGGAGGGCCUCCCAGCUUGCCAGGGAAGAAGAUCUUCCUGGGGCAGCUGAGGAGGUGGUGCUGGUGGAGGAGGCUGGCAGUCCAGCCAGAUCCACCUUGCCACCCUCCCCACCGGUCUCUGUGGGGGAUGGGAGCCCCAGGGUUGCAUCUGAGGAGGCUCAGGAGGAGGGAAGCCCUCCUGUCCCUGGGCCUUCCCAGGCCAGCUCUGAGGGCAGUGGUGGUGGUGGCAUGCCCGAGAAGGAACCAGCAAAGCUGCCACCAGCCAAGCGACCUCGUGUCGCAGGAGAGUCCAGCAGUGUGGUCUGGGAUCACUUUGAGCUUCGCCCUGGUGAUCCCACCCAUGCUGAGUGCACCCACUGCAAGGCGCUGGUCAGCAGAGGCAAGGACCCUAAGCACUUCACUACCUCGGGUCUGUCGUCGCACCUGCUCUGGCGGCACCCAGGUGUGGAGACCUCUGCUGGCACUGGCAGUAGGCCCAGUGCCUCAACUAGCAGUAGUAGUGACAGCAGCAGCAAGCGGCCAGUGGCUCCUGCUCCUAGGCAGGAAAAACUGACCUAUUGUCACCAGUGGGUGCAAUCUCUUGGAAAGUGGUCUGAUCGCCCAAAACCACAUCUCGUGACUCGGGCCAUUGCUGAGAUGAUCGCUUUGGAUGACCAACCGCUUUCCAUUGUUGAGAAUGUCGGCUUCCGCCGUCUGCUCCAGCUGCUUUCUCCAGAUUACAAGAUCCCCUCAAGGACCACCUUCAGCAGGAGGGUGGUCCCCUCCUUGUACCGUGCGUGCAGGGAGGCUGUGUUGGCCCGGUUGCGUGCAGCUGGGCCCAGCACCAGUGUGCAUUUCACUGCGGAUAUCUGGACUAGCCGCAGCGGGCUGCACACUGCCUUCAUGUCCCUGACAGCCCACUGGUGGGGGCAUGGGGGUGAGGGGACAUCUGGCUCUGCUGGUGCUGCAUCCAGCUCCUCCCAUGCAUGCACGCCUUCUUGGGCAGUGUUGCAUGUGGAGGCGAUGGAUACAGACCACAGGUCAGAUGAGUUGGCCGCCAUCAUGGACCGCCAGGUGUGGGCUUGGCUGGCCGGGGAGCCAAGCCUCCGCCGAGGCUUCAUGGUGACAGACAACGCAGCUAACAUCAGCAAGGCAGCUAGGCAGGUUUGCGGUGUGAGCAUCGCUUGCGUUGCGCACACCUUGAACCUGGUGGUGCAGGAUGCGCUUGGGCUCAAGGAGGCGUCGAAGUCCAGGCUGCGUGCGCAGGGUGUUAGUUCAGCUCAGGAUCCUGCUGCUCCCGUGGCCGCUCUUGUGGAGCGGUGCCGCAAGAUAGCGGGCCACUUCCACCGGAGGGAAAAGGCAAGGCGAAGGCGCCUGCUCAAGGCCAGGCAGAUUGAGCUGGGCCUGCCUGAACACCUACUCCCCCAGGAUGUUCCUACCCGGUGGAACUCCACUUUUCUCUUGCUCCGGCGCAUGCAUGAGCAAAAGGGAGCCCUCCACAGCCUGGCAAGGCAUGGUAGCUUGGAAGUGUGCAAGCUGGUCCACGGGGACUGGCAGCUCAUUUCUGAGCUGGUCUCAGUACUCGAGCCGUUCUAUUCUGCAACGAGCGACUUGUGUACUCAGACCGCCACGCUGAGCCAGGCUUUGCCUGCUGCUCUUCUCCUGGAGAAGGCAAUGAGCGAUCUCCAGACCACUCUGACCACCGGGGUCGCCAUUGCCCUGGCAGGUCGGUUGAGGACUGGGGUAGUGGAGCGGCUCAAGAGACCCUUGGGUGCAUCUGCAUGGCAUGUCCUGGCAUGCAUCUGCGACCCAAGGAUGAAGGGCAGCGCUGUGCCUCCUGGCGAGCUGCCCAAGUGGAGGGGCCUCCUGGUCGAACACGUGAAGCGUGAAGAGGAGAGGAGGUUAGGGAUAGGUGAUGCAGCAGGCGGCCAGGAGGAGGGGUCUUGGUCGCAGCCUGGCACUGCGCAUCCCACCCCCAGCAGCAGCAGCAGCACUGCCACCACCCCCACUUCUUCCCAGUCCAGCGGCGUGGUUUCUCCGGCAGUGGCACCAGCGGAGCAGCCAGUGCGACCUCGAACCGCCACCCGGUGGCUCAGGGGCUAUGCUAGUCUCAUGCCGGGGAGACGGGAGGAGCCUGCCCCUCGCUCCAGCCGUGCUGAGCAGAGUGUUCUGCAGUACCUGGAGGAGGAGGCAGAAGACGAGGAGAGUGAGCCGUUCCUCUUUUGGGCAACCCGUCGCAAAGCCUGGCCGGACUUGGCGACCGUUGCUGUGCGGUGCCUCUCUUGCCCGCCAACCAGCGUCUCGAGCGAGAGGUUGUUCUCCAUGGCGGGGGACGUGGUGACUCCUCUGCGCUCACGCCUGGAUGCCGAGUUGGCCGAGCAGCUCGUCUUCUUGAAGCUGAAUCUCCCCCUGCUGGGCUACCCCGAGCUGGCCGUGGAGGGCGAGUGACUCGCGUCACCCCCCCUAUGCAGCGCCUCCCACGCCACGGCAGUUCAUCCCGGCCAGAAGAUGUCACAGUCCAUCCCUCCCUGCCCCUUAGUGCUGCUGGCACAUCCAGACACGCAUGCACACACAGGCACCGCUGCACUGUCAGCCUGGGGUGGUGGACUGCUUCUGUCCUGGCAAUCAGGGCUAGGACAAGUGAGUGCUCCCUGCAUCAGGGAAGGGUUCUCUCACAGAUGUGGCUGAGAGAGACUACAACUCCCAUUUCCCACUGUUGCGAUGGCUGGCCACCAUCGAGACUAGGGACAAUUGGAACUGUAGUCACUGUCUCUGCAGCAGAAAUCUGUGGUGGGUCCCUCCCUUUGGCAGGAGCACCCACUUGCCUGGUCCUGAUGAGGGCCAGAAGGCGGCACACCAUCCAUCUCAGAGACAGGCUGCUGCUGCAUGUGUGGGGGGCACAGUCAGGGACAUCCCUGGGAGUCUGUAGUACAGAGUGCCUCUGCAAUGGCAUGUGCUCAAAUGUGUGGAUUCUCUCUCUCUCUCUCUCUCUCUCUCUCUCUCUCUCUCUCUCUCACACACACACACACACACACACACACACACACACACACACACACAGACGAGUGGGGGGGAACACUGUCACAGAGAGGGUUUGCUAAUUGCUAGCUUUGCUUGCCUGCUUCUUGUGCUUGUCCCCAAACUAUCCAUUGCUUCCUUCCAACUAUUGUGAACAAUUGAAUUGAUGCUGAAUUCUAAAUGUCUGUCUGAUGCAUUUUUCAGUGUAAUGUGGUUCUGAUUUUGAUUUGCUGAUGUUCAUGCUUUUCUCUGUUCAAAAAUGUGGCUUGGAUUACUUAACUUGUCAGUAACAUUGUCUGCUGCUGUAUGAGACUUUAAUUGCUUAUAUGUUUUGCUAGUUUUUUCUGCCCAUGAGGAGUACUGUGACUGAAGCAGCAGCACAUGCACACAUGCACCCCCCACCCCCCAAAAGCUGUGUCGCCAGUGAUGAGCUUGAUGCUGGUGCAGCCUUCACAAAUGUCUGUCUCACGCAGACAGAGAGAGCACACAUUGGAACCUGAGGUGACACAGCCAAUUUUUCAGCCCUGAAUCCACUAACCCUCUCGCAGAGCGAGCACGCCCGCACACACAGGAGCCCAGAGCAGUGUACUACAUACUUCAGUUUCUCUUUCACAACAACCCUGUGAAGUAGGUUAGGCUGAGAGAGAAGUGACUGGCCCAGAGUCACCCAGCUAGUAUCAUGACUGAAUGGGGACUUGAACUCGGGUCUCCCCGGUCCUAGUCCAGCACUCUAACCACUACACCACACUGGCUGUUAUAAAGCUGGAGGAAGAGAGUUUGAAAACAAGGAACAUCACUGCUUGCCCAGGGGCGUACCAAGCUUGGAGUGGGCCCAGAGACAAGAUUUUAAAAUGGGCCCCUCUCUGCCUUCCUCCCAGGUCACAUGUCUCUACUGCAUAAGAACAUUUUGGAAAUUUGGACAUGUCAUAUAGUGGAGCAGCAAAGGACAGGAACAGCUGCCCAGUGCCAUCUUGGCCACCGCCCUAAAUGGCCAUGGGGCUUAUAGGGUCACUUUGGGGUCCCUAAAGUUGGUCGUUCAAUUUAAUAUGGUGCUACAUUUUGUUGCAGGUCUCACCUGCUGGUCCCACCUUCCAUAGGUCCCAACUUCCACACUUUUGCUGCCAAUUCAGGAGAGGAAGGAGCCAUUUUUACAUGAAAUGUCCUCCUUACUUGCCGCAACGUUACACUAGAAUAAAGACUGUAUUCUUUAAAUAUGCCAGCAUGGUUGUUGUUGUUGUUGAAAAGGUUUGGCAGACUGCAAGAAAUAUCGAAUAUAAAUAGAACAUGUUUAUGAAAAUAGGGUUACAGAACCUGUUUCUAAGUUCUUGAAGAAUAUGGCUUCCCUGAGGGGUCAGAUAGCUGACAUAUCCUGACUCAGUUUAAUAGAGGAAGUUCUACUGUCAUUUAGCAGCCUGUUAGAGCCACUUCUGAGUAGUAAUAUUGACUCAUUGAGUUAGGAUCUCGGGUAAUGACUUGGGCCCAAACCAUGGCUGAUGUGAUACAGCAUCUUCCACGGCAUAACAUGUGCUGGGCCUGCUGCCCUUGUAAAAGGUGGUCCCAGUGGGAUUGUGCAAGGCUGCCAGGGAUGCCUCUAACACCAGCACAGCAGUUAUGCUGACAGUGGACUGUGCAUACUCCCUAGCAACUGGUACUCAGAGGCAUCCUGCCUUUGAGGCUGGAGGUGG